UCGAAGUCGGCAUCACGAAGCGCUGGAUAAUAACGGAUUGGUUGGAAUUAGUAAAAACACAUUUCGCGCAGAAUUGAAGCAAGCGGGGAUGGAAGAUGAUGGAAGACAGGGGUCCCCGAGUAGCUGACUAUUUUGUGUUGGCCGGCUUAACUGAGACCUCCACUCCUUUGGACCAGGAAAUCCACUUCCAUGAUGCCUGCCACAAAACUGCCCGACCCAAAACACCCAUCACUGAUGUCGCCGUGGUUAUGCGAUCGUUUGGCGAGGAAGUUCCACCAGGAUACACUUGUGUAGAAAAAACACCCACUGGCCUCUCAGCCAACCUGAACAAUGGCAGCUUGAUGGCCCCCCAGAUUUAUAUCUGCUACAGGCGAGGCAGAGACAAACCCCCCCUUACCGACAUAGGUGUGUUGUAUGAAUGGAAGGAGAGGUUAAAACAAGGCUGUCACAUCAUCCAAACCACGCCCUCUGGUCGCUCCGCCAACCUAAGUGGCACAUCGUCCCAGCGCAUAUAUAUCACCUACCGCCGAGCCCCGGAGAGCAUGUCUCACACCUCGCUGGCUGUAACAGACAUCUGUGUCAUCAUCCCAGGAAAAGGGGAGACUCCUCCUCACACAUUUUGCAGAGUGGAUAGGAACCUCAACAGCAGCAUGUGGGGUUCCUCUGUCUUUCUCUGCUAUAAGAAAUCUGUGGCCAAAACCAACUCAGUUGCAUAUAAAGCAGGUUUGCUUAGCCGGUAUCCCGAGGAGGACUAUGAGUCGUUUCCAUUACCAGAGUCAGUGCCACUUUUCUGUUUGCCCAUGGGUGCUACCAUUGAGUGCUGGCACCCUCACACCAAAUAUUCACUACCUGUCUUCUCAACAUUUGUUUUGACCGGCGCCUCCGGGGAAAAGGUUUACGGUGCAGCCAUUCAGUUCUAUGAGCCUUACCCUGAGGAGCGUUUGACUGAAAGACAGCGAGUACAGCUGGGAUUACUAAAUCUGGAAUCUAGAUCCACACAUCCCCCAAAAAACAAUACACACACGCCGAGAGCCGUCCACACCAACAAGUGCAUAUGCUUACUCUCACAUUGGCCCUUCUUUGACGCUUUCCGGAAGUUUUUGACUUUCCUUUACCGUUACUCUAUAUCCGGCCCCCAUGCUCUACCCAUAGAGAAACACAUCUCUCACUUCAUGCACAAAGUACCAUUCCCUUCUUCCCAGAGGCCACGGAUCCUUGUGCAGUUGUCUCCUCAUGACAGUCUGCUGCUGAGCCAACCUGUAUCCUCUCCUCUCCCUCUCAGUGGAGGUCGGUUCUCCACACUCCUGCAGAACCUGGGACCCGAGAAUGCAGUGACGCUUUUGGUCUUUGCGGUGACAGAACAUAAGAUCCUGGUGCAUUCUUUACGUCCAGCUGUUCUGACCAGCGUUACUGAGGCCCUAGUAUCUAUGAUCUUCCCAUUCCACUGGCCAUGCCCAUAUAUACCUCUCUGCCCACUGGCAUUGGCAGAUGUGCUAAGUGCCCCCUGCCCAUUCAUUGUGGGAGUUGACUCAAGAUAUUUUGACCUCUAUGAUCCUCCACCAGAUGUCAGCUGUGUGGACCUAGACACAAACACCAUCUUACAUACUGAAGACAAGCAAGCUCUGACCUGGAAGGUCCUGCCAAAGAAGGCCUGCAGAAACUUGAUGAACGUCCUUGACAAUCUCUAUCAGGAACUAAUUGAAGGUCAGAGACCCAGAGAUGACAUUCUUAUGGACAUGUCUGUGAUGGAGUUGGAGCUGAGCAGUGGUAGGAGUUUACAGACUGUGGAACUGGAGAUUCAGGAGGCUUUUCUGCGUUUCAUGGCGGCCAUCUUAAAGGGCUACCGCUCCUAUCUCCGCCCUAUCACCCAGGCCCCCUCUGAGAAAGCCACCGAUGCCAGCUCACUGUUUGACCUGCAAGGUUUUUUGAGGAGUCGUGAUCGCUCUCAUCAGAAGUUCUACUCUCUCAUGACUAAAACUCAGAUGUUCAUCCGUUUUAUCGAGGAGUGCUCCUUUGUCAGCGACAAAGACGCCAGCUUGGCCUUUUUUGAUGACUGUGUUGAAAAGCUUUACAGUGCGGAGCGAUGUGCCGACAGACCUAAGGUUGAUGGUGACCGUGCAGAUGAGAGUCGGUUGAUUGAGCUGGAUGAGUCUCAUCGUAGUGAACACACAGUCUUCAUCACUCCUCCUGAACUACCACCUCUGCCUGAGGGGGAAGAGCAUCCUCUCCACUACAGUUACAGUGGAUUCCCUGUAUUAACCGAGAAGCUGUUUGACCGAGUUGAUGGUUUGCGGACACAUGCAUCACUCCUUGCGUCACGUCAAAGUUGCCCCACCAGUCCUGCCCCCAUGUUCCGACGAACAAAGCAGGAGAUAAAGUCAGCACAGAAGAUGGCUAAGAAAUACUCCUCAGUGCCUCAGCUGUGGUCUAAGUGCCUGCUACGACACUGCUAUGGGCUUUGGUUCAUCUGUCUGCCUGCGUAUGUUAAAGUGUGCCACUCCAAGGUACGGGCUCUACGGACUGCGUAUGACGUACUGAGGAAGAUGCAGGCCAAGAAGCUGCAGCCACCAGAUGAGGUAUGUUAUCGUGUUUUGAUGCAGCUCUGUGGCCAGUAUGGUCAGCCGGUCCUUGCCGUCAGGGUUCUGUUUGAGAUGAAGAAGGCUGGCGUUCAUCCAAAUGCUAUCACCUAUGGAUAUUACAACAAGGCUGUGUUAGAGAGUACCUGGCCCUCCAGCACUAGAGGAGGAUACUUUCUGUGGCUGAAACUGAGGAAUGUUAUUUUGGGGGUGGCUCAGUUCAGACAGGCCCUAAAGAAACAGCAGCUUCAUGCCUCACAAACCCCUUUAUCAGAUGGCAGUGACAUGGACGCUCUGAGUCAGGCCAGCCUGGAGAGCUCUAACGACACUAACCCAGGCGACUUACACAAAGUAGAUUCCACAGACGAUAGAUCUAGUACAGGUGAUCAGUCUGAUCUGGGCUACAACUCACUGUCUAAAGAGGAGGUGAGGAGAGGAGACAGUAGCGCAGCAGAACACAACACAGAGAAAGAAGGGAAGAAAGAGAGUGAUUGCAGCUCACUCUCAGAGACUGAGAGUGCCAAAGGCAGCGGUGACUGUCUCCCCCAACUCGCCCUCACAGAGGUGUCUGCACUAGCCCAGCGACGCUCUGGCAUUGUCCGUAGGAGCUGUCCAUAUGACAGUCAGCCAGAAAACUCUCUCUCUGCAGAUCAUGUAGCAGGGCUACUCUUCUCCUCCUCUCUUGAGGACAUUGGUGUGAUACAUGGCAGCAGCAGUCAGCACAGACCCCACCACAGUGUUUGCCAGGAGGUAGAAGACUCACUGGACUGGCCUGGUGUCAGAGGUCAUCAUCACAGCGAUGAACUCUCAGGUGCCACUCCGGUGCUUGGCUUGGGUUUGAGUCAAGGUGAGACGGAUCCUCACAGAAUAGCAGACACUCUCGGAGAAGAUGCCAAAAUUCUUUCUGAAACCCUACAAAAGAGUAGGAGACCCAGCACAUUGGAUAUCAGUGCAACACGCCACAAAUCAGCAGAAAGCCAAGACAGGGACUCAAGCGACGAUGACAAAGCAGACCCUGAUGCCAAUGCCAUCUUUGCAUUAGAAGAUCUGGAUCUAGAAGCAGAGAGUACGGCGGACAAGGAGGAGCAGAGUGUCCCUGUAGCUUGUGCAGUCAAGCGGACUGGCAUUGAGGCAGGCUUUGACCCAUUGUCACUCAUGGCAGCUGAGUGUGCAAAGAAAUCAGAGUCGAGUCAUGAUGAGCUCGACACGCCCAUCGCCCGUCGCCACCUUGCCGAGGAGAUUGAGAUGUACAUGAACUAUAUGGGCAGCCCACUCAGCAGUCGCGCCACCAGCAUGGAAUUGCCUGACCCCUCCAGCCCCCUCCUAACUCCCUUGAUGGGAUCACACCAAUCCAGCCUGCCCCCUAGCCCUCCCCAAGGGAUCAGAGUUCCCCGCUCCAAUACUUACCACACACCGGCGCACACACCCUCCCAAACCCGGGCGCGUCUCUGGUCCUCUCCACCUUGCCCACAAGAUGCCCCUCGGCGCAGCGAGGUGGAGAAAGACCUGGCUGGAUCGGUUGUGGCAUCCCCAUCACCUUACUCCUCCUCCUUUGCAUUGGACUCUCUCCUCACACCAUCACUGGACGUUUUGAGGAGCAGUGUAUUCUCAGCGGGGAAAGGUGUGGCAGAGAAAGCCAGUCGCUGGUAUACUCGCUUGGCCACAUACACCACACCCACAAAGGAUGGGAUGUCAGAUCGCUUGAGCGUAUCACCGUUUGGGAUUGGAGAUGCAGACCGGGCCUCUCUACAGGGAGAGGAGGUUUUUCCAGAUUCUGAGGGGGUCAUCUCACCCCCGAUAAACCCCCACACACCCAGACGCAGUCCCAGGAGGAGCCCCAGGCCGAGCAGAGUGGACAGCCCUGCCACACGUCCCCGACAGCCAGCCCACUCAGGUCAUUCGCUUACUCUGCACAGUUCAUUACAAAAUAAGUCUGAUCUUGGUUCCUCUUGCUAUACCAGUAACACCAGCAUCUUCCAAAACUAUGCCAUGGAGAUUCUGAUCUCAAGCUGUUCACGAUGUAAGACCUGUGAAUGUCUCGUGUAUGAUGAAGAGAUCAUGGCUGGCUGGACAGCUGAUGACUCUAACCUUAACACCACCUGUCCAUUUUGUGGAAACCCCUUCUUGCCUUUCCUCAAUGUGGAGAUCAGGGACCUCAGGGGCCCAGGGAGGAUGUUUUUGAAGAGUAGUCCUUCUACAGAAGAAGGUGUAUCGUCCUCAUAUUCUGUUUCUACAGGUCUGGACACAGGCACAUCCACUCUUUCAACACCCUGUCUCACGUCACCCCCACACCCAACAAACAGAAGCAGUUGCUACUCAAAAGGCCCCUGUAUUGACAUCCCUACAGAACGCAGACAAGGAGCUCUGUCCCCUGGGGCCUCUAUGGCUCGCAGUGUUAGUGCUUUUGGGCCCCUGGAGGAGAUGCCACGUCCCAUACAGUGUGUCCCCUCCUCUAGCCUGCCCAGCCGCCUCAACAAUGCCGCAGACCCCUUGAAUAUGGAGUGGCAUCCACACCACCCAGAGCCCGUGACUGUGCCCUACCUGAGUCCCCUGGUCCUCUGGAAGGAGCUGGAGAGUCUGCUGGAGAAUGAGGGUGAUCAUGCCAUCUCGCUUUUUGCCAUGGUAGACCAACACCCCAUCAUUUUCUGGAACCUUCUUUGGUACUUCAGACGUCUUGGCCUGCCAAGCAACCUUCCUGGCCUCAUACUGACCUCAGAACACUGCAACAGAGGAUCACAGAUACCACGUGACUGGAUGUCUGAGGACAGUAAGCAUGUUCUAGUGCAGAUCCUCUGGGACAACCUCAAACUGCACCAAGACCCCAUCCAGCCUUUCUACAUACUCUGGAACACACAGAGUCUUAACUGCACUCUUUUUCUCAAGAGUCUUAGUUACCCUGUGUGUCGACAUGUGUCCAAGGAGGAAAGCGUGUUUGGGGAGGAGGUGCUACAGAGUGUGGUUAAAAGCAUUCAGAAGAAUGAUGUCUACACGCCAAUGUGCCGUUUACUCCAACUCCUCGCAAGCACUCUGGGAGUGCGAAGGCAAAGGAGUUUAUACCGAGACAUCCUCUUUCUCUCUUUGGUCGCUCUUGGCAAAGAUAACAUUGACAUUGAUGCUUUCGACAGGGAGUAUAAGGUUGCGUAUGACCGUCUGACCCCAUCUCAGGUCAAACUCACACAUAACUGUGACCGGCCACCCAGCACAGGAGUCAUGGAGUGCAGGAAGACUUUUGGGGAGCCGUAUCUAUGA
This is a messenger RNA of Chanos chanos (milkfish), 5825 nucleotides long. RefSeq names its product C-myc promoter-binding protein-like. The record is from RefSeq and is a predicted model, not a curated record. Gene Ontology annotation, biological process: regulation of Rab protein signal transduction. NCBI's taxonomy places the organism in Eukaryota, Metazoa, Chordata, Actinopteri, Gonorynchiformes, Chanidae. Bases 96 to 5825 code for a protein of 1909 amino acids. The transcript is spliced from 34 exons. Gene Ontology annotation, cellular component: ESCRT I complex; cytoplasmic vesicle. Gene Ontology annotation, molecular function: protein binding.